GCAUUACCAUCGACACCUCACGUGGUGUGGGAACAACAUGGCGGCUUGCCGAGAUGUUUUUGGCCAGAAUCAACGCCCUUGCAGAAAAAAGCCAACCAAAACUACCUUCAGACAAACACGGCUGAAUUUGUGCUAUAUGCAGUAUAUCGAUCAAUACAUAGGUAAUGGAGUGUUUGCUAGGCAAGAGCUCUUGAAGGGGCAGUUUAUCCUCGAGUACAGAGGAGAACUAUGUAAACAGCAGUCUGAUGGUGAUGAAAUGUUCAAAUACCAUUUCAGACAUAACAACAAGGAAUACUGCAUCGAUGCCUCAAAAGACACGUGUCUGGCACGCAUGGUCAACGACUUGGACCGAUACACAAAGCCUAAUUGCAAAAUGGUUAAAGUUGUUGAUGACAGACAUCAACCAAGACUCUGUCUGUAUGCAACUGAAAUGAUCAGCAAAGACACUGAAUUGAGGUACGAUUAUGGUGUUGCUGAUGUACCUUGGAGAAAGCGAAAGAUGCUGUUAAAGAUGGUCAUACAGCUGCAGAUACUACAGAGGUCACAGAAACAUCUGAAGAUGCCCUCAGUGAAUCAGCAGAAGUCUUGGAACAUGCUUAUCAUGAUGCUGUGGAAAUCAGAGGGAUAGUUUACCAUCCACAGUUGUCUCUGAACAUGCUGAAGGGCCGCCUCAAGCAAUGUUCAAGAUUUGACCCAGGAGCAGCUACAGGAUAUGGUUGAUCAGAGUGAGAGGCAUCUGCGGAAAAUAUUUGGAGGAUAUAUUCUCUGCGAGAGACAUAUUGCAUUCAAGCAGGAAGGAAGAAGCAAAAAUGCUGUUAAGACGAUUAUACAGUUGCAGAAACAACAGAGAUCUCGGAACCAUCUCAAGAUGCUCUUGGUGCAUCAACAGAAGAUCAGAAGUGGACCAUGCUUAUCUUGGUAAACUGCAGGCUUAAUUGAGCAUUUUAUCUGUAAAUAGAUGCUACAGGGAACAAUGGUACAGUUGCCCCAUCCACUGUCAUCUCUGAACAUGCUGAAGGGCUGCCUGAAGCCAGGAACUUUCAGCGUUUAACAGAGGAGCAAGGCCAACUCCUAAGAAAAUGUCGAAGUGUUCAACAUUACUAUGAGACGGGAACUGAAGAUGAUAGACUGUAUUAAUUCAAUCAAAAGCCACAAGUGUUUGAAUUCUCUGAAGUGGAAUUAAAUAAAAAGCACAUUACACAGUUGGAUAACGACAGAUUGCACACUGAAACAAUAAUAAGUGUUCAAAGUGCUAGUACAUCUUGUACAUAGUGUCAAGGUGUCCAAGCAUGUCUCUGUAAGCCAAUGGUUCACUGCAUAUGAGGUUAUUUUAUAUCUUACAGUGGAUUGCAGCAAAAGGCCAGAGGAAAAUAUGUUUUGAUACUCAUCCGUAUUUUGAAGAAGAAAAAUGGGGCUGAAUGGCAUGUUUAUUUUUUUUUAUUUGACGGGCGGGCUGGGAUGAGAAUCUAAAAUAUUUUUUCUCUGGCUUAAGGCUUUAUUCUUAGUAUGUAUCUAUUAUGUCAUCAUGAUGAAGUCAUCGUUACUAUUCUACAUUGUUAAAAAUUAGAUUCAAUCAUUUUUAGAUUUCCGGAGGUUUUGAAGAGCAUAUUUUUAACAGCCAAUGGGAUCAUAAGCACAUUUCGAGUGUUACAUGACCCAGCCUUUUUAUCAAAAGUUGCUCAGAGUUCAUUUUUGUGUGUCAGAGUAAUAGGCCUUGGAAACUUCAAAAUGGCUGAAAAGGCUUGUCCAAGCACUUUAUUUUCGCUUGCACUGUUUAUCAUCUAGGUUAAUAAAUAUAAUUUCAGUUGAUUUGCAGAAAGUUUACCAGGAUAAGAAUUUGUCGAUUGUUUCUAUACAAUAAUAAUUUCAAUAAAUUAACUUUAUUUUCAAACAGUUUUGACACAAUGACCACAAUGAAUUUAUAUUUUGUCACAACUAAAACUGGGACCAAGGUCUACUGCAUUGUAAAUGAAAAAUAGAAUUUAACAAAAUGGGUAUGUCAUGUACAACACUGAUACAAUGUUCUCAGUAGUGGUGACAUUAUGUCAUAAUAAUUUUUGUCACAAAUAGAUUUUUAGAGUUGCCGAUUGUUUUAUUCAAACAGUAAUUUCUCAUUUGAAUUUUAUGGAGAAGUGUAUUUUAUACACAUUCACAGUUAAUGUGUAAUUUCAUGGUGUCAGUCAUUGGUUUGCAGUUCAUGUUACUUUGUAGUUUCUCACUUGUAUUUUGUGACAUAUUCUUGACAUGUAAAGAUGGCAAAUGUAUGUGAUGAAUGUGAGAGAUUAACAUUGUUCAUUGCACAAUGUAUUCACAUAUGUGCUUGUUAACCUCGUUCACUAUUUUAUUUCCCUCUGCAUGUAACCAAAAAUGACUUGUAUAUAAAAUGUCCAUGAUUUAUUUAAAAUUCCAUAAUCAUGGCAACUCGACUCAGUCUCUGCAAUAUUCAAGUGUAGAUCAAGGGGCAAUCCCCUGGCAUUAUUAAUUAUUAAAAUAUUUAAUUUUACUCGUUUUAAUCUUCGAAAAAAGGUGAGGGCUCGCUCCACGGCGCUUCUUGUUUGUUUGUUUUUAGAUUAUUUUUGCUCUGAAGCAAAAUGAUGACCCCCAAUUCUUUUGCUUAUAUUUUUUAAUGAAAUGUAUAAAAUACAUGUACUUCAACGUGAAAUAAAUUUGCCUUAAAAGGA
Molecule: messenger RNA, 2681 nt
Organism: Mya arenaria
Lineage: Eukaryota; Metazoa; Mollusca; Bivalvia; Myida; Myidae
Product: histone-lysine N-methyltransferase set-1-like
Exons: 10
Coding region: 38-628 (196 amino acids)
Molecular function (GO): protein binding
Source: RefSeq, a predicted model, not a curated record